AUGGUCCCUACCGCCAACAAGCCGGCCGCCGGGGUCCCUUUCUACACCCCCGCGCAGGACCCCCCCGCCGGCACCGCCUCGGACCCGGACGCCGCGCCGACGCUGUUCCGGCAGCUGCGCAUCCGCGACGUGCGCCUGGCCAACCGCGUCGUCCUCUCGCCCAUGUGCCAGUACUCGGCCCGCGACGGCCACCUGACCGACUACCACCUCGUCCACCUCGGCCAGUUCGCCCUGUCCGGCGCCGCCCUGACCAUGGUCGAGGCCAGCGCCGUCGAGCCCCGCGGCCGCAUCUCCCCCGAGGACUCGGGCAUCUGGGCCGCCUCACACGUCGCGCCCCUGCGCCGCAUCACCGACUUUGUCCACUCGCAGAACCAAAAGGUCGGCAUCCAGCUUGCCCACGGGGGGCGCAAGGCUAGCACGCUGGCCCCGUGGCUGCGCGAGGGCCAUGCUCCCGCUGCACGCGUCGUCGCCGGCGAGGCCGACGGCGGCUGGCCCGAUGACGUGGUGGCGCCCUCGGCCAUUCCCUACGCCGACGACUGGCCGGCGCCCCGCGAGCUGUCCGUACCGGAAAUCGAGGCCAUCGUCGAGGCCUUUGCCGCUGCCGCCCGGCGCGCCGUCGAGGCCGGCUUCGACGUCGUCGAGAUCCACGCCGCGCACGGCUACCUCCUGGCCGAGUUCUUGUCGCCCCUGACCAACAGGCGAACGGACCGGUACGGCGGCAGCUUCGAGAACCGCAUCCGCCUCGUCGUCCAAGUCAUCCAGGCCGUCCGCGCCGCCGUCCCCGCCGGCAUGCCCGUCUUCCUGCGCAUCUCGGCCACCGAGUGGAUGGAGCACACGGGCGAGCCGACGUGGGACCUGCAGCAGUCGAUCCGCCUGGCCCAGCUGCUGCCGGGCCUGGGCGUCGACCUGCUCGACGUGUCGUCGGGCGGCAACAGCGCCGCGCAGAAGAUCGACCUCCACCCCUACUACCAAGUCGAGCUGGCCGGCCAGAUCCGCGCGGCGCUGCGGCGCGAGGGCAAGCAGCUGCUGGUUGGCGCCGUCGGCAUGAUCUCCAGCGGCAAAAUGGCCAGAGACAUUGUGCAGGGCAGCGGCGAUGAUGAGACGAGCGCGGCGGACGAGGGCGACGGGCAUAGGCCGCAGGCCGACGUGGUGCUGGUCGGGCGGCAGUUUCUAAGAGAGCCCAACUUUGUGCUCAAGAUGGCCAAGGAGCUGGGCGUCGCCGUUAAGUGGCCUAACCAGUACCACCGGGCCCCGAGAGUGCAUGGGUAG
This is a messenger RNA of Hirsutella rhossiliensis, 1269 nucleotides long. RefSeq names its product NADH:flavin oxidoreductase / NADH oxidase family domain-containing protein. Gene Ontology annotation, molecular function: FMN binding; NADPH dehydrogenase activity; NADP binding. The transcript has a single exon. Bases 1 to 1269 code for a protein of 422 amino acids. NCBI's taxonomy places the organism in Eukaryota, Fungi, Ascomycota, Sordariomycetes, Hypocreales, Ophiocordycipitaceae. Gene Ontology annotation, cellular component: intracellular anatomical structure. The record is from RefSeq and is a predicted model, not a curated record.